Molecule: messenger RNA, 315 nt
Organism: Nannizzia gypsea CBS 118893
Lineage: Eukaryota; Fungi; Ascomycota; Eurotiomycetes; Onygenales; Arthrodermataceae
Exons: 3
Coding region: 1-315 (104 amino acids)
Source: RefSeq, a predicted model, not a curated record
AUGCCCAGCAAGCAAUACAAGAAGACAAAAAAAGAAAGCAGCUUACAUCAUGCCUCAGGGAAGGGAAGCAAGUCCCCCGUAAAGAGCAAGGGAAGGCAAAUCGAAGGAGGAUGUCCUCCGUUUACUCCGUACACGAGGCAGCGAGGGAAUGUCCAACAAGAAAUUGCCAUGCUUCGGAAUGAGAAACUCCCAGAUGGCAAGUUGCAUGUCAGUAUACUUCUUGCCUGGAUCAAAGCAUGGUUAGGCAUUAGAAGGCUCAAAAUCCCCGCCAAGGUUACUGGGGAGGGAAGAACCGAACAUCCAUCUGAAUCCUAG